This is a messenger RNA of Notothenia coriiceps (black rockcod), 3282 nucleotides long. RefSeq names its product calcitonin receptor (gene calcr). The transcript is spliced from 21 exons. Gene Ontology annotation, cellular component: plasma membrane; axon. Gene Ontology annotation, biological process: positive regulation of cytosolic calcium ion concentration; adenylate cyclase-activating G protein-coupled receptor signaling pathway; cell surface receptor signaling pathway. Gene Ontology annotation, molecular function: calcitonin receptor activity. The coding region runs from base 296 to 2614 and encodes 772 amino acids. The record is from RefSeq and is a predicted model, not a curated record. Lineage: Eukaryota; Metazoa; Chordata; Actinopteri; Perciformes; Nototheniidae.
AGACCGGCUCCAGACCGGCGCUCCUCCACCGCACCGCCGAUCAUUAAUCCCUCUCGUAAAAAGGCAGACACCUGGGCAAAGCCGCGGCAGUAAACAGCAUUUGAUUUUUUUUUUUUAUUAUGGGUUUUAUCUCCGUGGAUGCAGAGAAAAAAGUUUUGUAUUGACGCUGCUUUGAAAAGGAGAGUCAGUCUCCAGGAGGGACAGCACCGGGAUUCUCCUCAGUAUCUGUCUCUUUCUCUGGGGCUGCUGUUUCCAAAAUCUGUUCAAGUGAGGGACUCGCCUGUGAGAGGACGAUAUGAAGGUAGCGGGCUCCCUUUGGAUCCUUUGGUUUGUCCUUGUGCGCAGGGUGGCAGGAGUUGCUGAGUCAAUCUCAGACCCAUCACUCAGGCCUGGGCUGAGCUUGACAGAUGGACAGGACCAGGCGGUGAGCCAGGGUCAAUAUAAAUGUCUUAAGCUGUCCAACCGAGACCAGCAAGAGAACAGAACCGGUACGUUCUGUGGGCAUAUGUGGGAUGGCUCUUUAUGCUGGGAUGAGACUCCAGCUGGGACGUCAGUAACACAAAACUGUCCAGAUCACCUUGACCCGACUGAAAAAGUGACCAAAUAUUGUGCCGAAUUUGGUAACUGGGUCGAGACUGCGUCCAAUUGUCAACCAGCUUCAAAGAGCAAAUUGGAGAGGAAAGUUCCCCAUUUCUUAUUGGAUGCGCCUGGAGAGCCGACCACAGAGUCCACAGCGCUUAAUGCAGAAAAAGGCAGUGUUGUGGAAAAAAUGAUCCUUGAGAAUGAAAAGAAAUGCUCAGAGAAAAUGAAGCAAGAUCCGCCUUAUAACAAAUCAGGCCUGCACUGCAGUCGUAACUGGGAUGGCUGGCUGUGUUGGGAGGACGCUGCAGCAGGAACCCACGCUUCACAAAACUGCCCCAAUUAUUUUGGUGACUUUGACCCCACAGAAAAGGUAACAAAGUUCUGUGCCGAGGACGGUCGGUGGUUCCACCAUCCUGAGUCCAGCAUGACCAACUAUACACUCUGUACCACCAACCACGAAAAGAGACUGAGGAAACUGAAGAUGCUUGAGUACGAAUACAAAUGCCUCCGGAAAAUAAAUCGAGACCCACCUUAUGACAAGUCAGGUUCGCACUGCAGUCGUAACUGGGACGGCUGGCUGUGUUGGGACGACACUCCAGCGGGAACAUACGCCUCUCAGAACUGCCCCGAUUACCUGUUUGACUUUGACCACACAGAAAAGGCUAGUAAGUACUGUGGAGAAGACGGCCUGUGGUUUCAUCAUCCAGAGAGCAAUAAGACUUGGACAAAUGAUACUCUCUGUGCUGUCAACACUAAGGAUCGGUUGAAGGCAGCCGCACAACUCUCAGGGGAAACUGAGGUACUGACUGCUGAAGAGGCCACAGUCGGCCCCAUGGUUAACCCAGAGGAACAGGAAGUUGUGAGAAAGAAGAUCCUCGACAGCCAGUACAACUGCAUCGAGAGAAUGCGUCGAGAUGCACCUUAUAACAAAUCAGCUCAGCACUGCAGUCGUAACUGGGACGGCUGGCUGUGCUGGGGCGACAGUCCAGUGGCAACAUACGCCUCGCAGAACUGCCCCAAUUAUUUCGUGGACUUUGACCCGACAGAAAAGGCCACUAAAUACUGUGGGGAGGACGGGCAGUGGUUCCGCCACCCGGAUACCAACAGGACUUGGUCCAACUACACACUCUGCAACGAAAACACCAACGCAAAGUUGAAGUCAGCGUACAUCCUGUUCUACAUGGCAAUUGUGGGUCACGCUCUCUCCAUAGCCUCCCUGCUCAUCUCUCUGUCCAUCUUCUUCUACUUCAGGAGCCUGAGCUGCCAAAGGAUCACCCUGCAUAAGAACCUCUUCUGCUCCUAUGUGUUCAAUUCAGCCCUCACCAUCAUCUCCCUCGUAGCUGUGGUCAAUAAUCCUGAAGUUGUUGCCAGAAACCCGUCACUCAAGACCUCAUAUGGCUGCCAUCUUUCUCCCGUCCAAGGCUUUCCUCUAGUGCCUGCAUCCAUCCACGCCGUGGCGAGGAAAAAGUAUUUUGACGACAACUGUUGGAUGAGUGUGGAAACCCAUCUGCUCUACGCCGUCCAUGGUCCUAUCGUGGCAGCGCUUCUCGUGAAUCUCUUCUUCUUACUAAAUAUUAUAAGAGUGCUGGUGACCAAGUUGAGAGACACCCACCGGGCGGAGUCCAACAUGUACAUGAAGGCCGUGAGAGCCACCCUGAUCCUGGUGCCCCUGCUGGGAAUACAGUUUGUCAUUUUCCCCUGGAGGCCGGAGAACCGCCUGGCUGGGGAGGUCUACGAGUACAUCAUGCACAUACUCAUGCACUAUCAGGGAUUACUGGUGGCAACAAUAUUCUGCUUCUUCAAUGGAGAGGUGCAGGCGGCUCUGAAGAGGCAGUGGAUGCAGUAUAAAACGCAGUGGGGUCAGAGGAGGAAGGACCACUGCUCCAUGCGCUCCACCUCCUACACGGCCACCUCCAUCACCGAGGUGCCCGCCUUCAUGUACCACCACGACUCCAACAGCGAAAACUUGAACGGGCGCAGCACCGAGGACUCUGAGCUGGUGGCGCUCAAAUCAGGAGAGACGUACGCUUGAGCCACGCUGGAGGAAAGAGAGCAAAGUAGUGGAAACAACCGAAGAACCGAGCAACAGAGAGAAAGAAAGAAAGGAAAACCCCAUGUGCCAUUUCUCAGUGAUUAAAAGCUCACAGGCUGACGCUGGUUUGUUCAGCCCAGGACAUUGAUCCGAGCUCACUGGGAUGGAGACGGAGGAGCUACCGUGCUGACACUUCAUUUUACUCUACAUUGCUGUUGCGGCUGCUUUCUGAGAACUUUUGAUGUCAAGAACUUGUGGCAUGACAGCUGCUUUUUUGUGUCACUUCCUAAAGCUGCUAAAACUGUGACCCAAACUUGUGCUGGUGUUCGAGACAGAAAUAACUGUGACUGUGAAGAAGGAGAGGAAGAUUUCAGUUUGAGACGAUGGCGCCGAAUGUGAGAGUUGUUGACAGUAGAGGUAGAGCUGAACAGUAUGUUUGAUGAUGGAGGAUCUGCGUAUAACUUCUCCCCGAGUAUCCUCACCAGAUGUUGCCACAUGACUUGCUGUUGUUGGACAGAACAAUGGUUGUCAAUACAAACAAUGGAAGGGAAGGGGUGUCAUGAAGAUUUUUAAGGUAAAGUAGUAUCCUUCCUAAUCUCACCGAUACCAAAGGGUACUGAAAGUUGGUCACAGCUACGAAGGGGUGUACCAUGUCCAGCUGAGCAAAG